Molecule: messenger RNA, 1864 nt
Organism: Oryza sativa Japonica Group (Japanese rice)
Lineage: Eukaryota; Viridiplantae; Streptophyta; Magnoliopsida; Poales; Poaceae
Product: ethylene-responsive transcription factor ERF118
Biological process (GO): regulation of DNA-templated transcription
Molecular function (GO): DNA binding; DNA-binding transcription factor activity
Source: RefSeq, a predicted model, not a curated record
GAGCCCAACCCCUUUUGCUCCUCUCGCCGUUUUGGUCGGGGUUUUAGCGAGCGCGUGGGAGGCCGGAGGCGACGACGACGACCGCGCCGCCGUCGGAGAAGAAGGCCGCGGAAGCACCAGUACCAGCACCCGUAUAUGUCUUCUAGCCCCUUCUCCGAUCUGGUGGUAGUCGUGCUCCUCGUCUGCGCCGUCGUCGCCGCAGCCGUCCUCCUCCCCCUCGUCUGCGCCCGCCGAUCUAUGCACCAGAGGCUCCACGGCUGGAACAAGUCCACGUCGAUGCUCAGGGACGGGUUCGGGGUCAAGUAUUCCGGGUUCCUCCACAUAAGGCCGUGUGGUUUCUGUCGAGGAGAUUGACGGAUUCGAUCGAUUCGUGUUCGUCUCCGUCAAAUUUUUGCACAAGAGAAAAAAAAAGUUUCCCCCUUUUAGAGUUUUUCCCCUUCAGUUUUGUCAGUUUUGGUGAGGAAUUUUAGAGUUCUUUUCCGGCAAGAGUUAGAAGAAGAGAGAAAUGGCCCCUUCCAAGCAGCAGCAGAUGCUCCUCAAGAAGGUGAUGGCGAAGAAGCCCAAGACGAAGAGGCUAUCCGGGUUUGGCCUUAAACCCUCUGCUGCUUUCUCCAGGCCCCAUGUGCCGUCGGCGGCGGCCUCCCUGCAGCCAAGCCGUCGCGUCCGCGUCGUGUUCGAGGACCCUGACGCGACGGACUCCGACUCUGACGACGACGAGGACGCCGGCGCCGCCUCAAAGAAGCGCUACUUUGAGCUCUUCAUUGGCAAGCCAGCUUCGUCGACGAAGCAGGCCUCUCCGGCGUCCACCGUCGCUGCCUACGCCAACAUCGGCAAGGUUGGGAGCACCUGCUACCGUGGUGUGCGCCUCCGGAAGUGGGGCAAGUGGGCGGCGGAGAUCCGCAACCCCUUCACCGGCCAUAGGGAGUGGCUUGGCACCUUUGACACUGCUGAUGCGGCCUCCGCCGCCUACCAGUCUGCCUCCCGCAACUUCGCCGAAGAGAAGCGCCGCCGUGGUGUGGCCUCCUCUGCCUCACCUGCUAGUUCGGCGACCCCUACUCCGACUGCGUCCUCGUCGUCCUCGACUUCUGCCGCGCCAUUCGCCCACCCUUCGCCGUCGUCUGUGCUCGAAGCCACCAAGCCAGCUCCAAAGCCAGAGUCGCCGCCGCUGCCGGAGCAAGCUGCAACUCCCCUCCUGGUGGAGGCUACCAACGAGACCGCCGAGCUGCCGGAUGACCCAGAGUUCUACAAGGAUAUACUGCGCGGUCUACAGCUGCCGGACAUUGACCCGAUGGAUUUCCGAGCUGGGCUGGAUGCUCUGGAUAUCUCCGAUGUGCCGGCUUACAUGAAUGGCGAACAAGACGUACUCUUCACUGAGGACAUGCUGCUUGGAGACUUCGCUGAAGAAGAUGACCUCGACCUCGACGACAUCGGUGAUGACUUCUGCGAGGAUUUCCCAGAGAUACCCAGCGGCUACGACUUCGGCCGUGGUGAUAUGUUCCGGCAGGUGGAUUUCUGCGUGUGAAUUAAGAGCUUGCUAAAGUUAUUCAUGUUGGUGUGAUGGGCCUGUGAGUGUGGGUGCUUGGGAGGAGAUUUCUUGGGUUUUUUCCCCGAGCAAAAUCAAUCUGCUCGUGCCCUUGAGAUUUCAGUUCCGCCCAUAAGAACUCCAACGCACAUUUAGCAUUCGGAGAGUAAUUUUGUUAGGUUAAAAGUAUGGUAAGUUAUAGGUGGUAUGUUAUGUUUUUCUUUUUCUUUUCUCAAUGUUAUCUGGUACCUAAGUUUGUCAAGAAAAUCAUAGUGGACAAGUCAAGUAUUUGGGGCUGUCGUCUCUGUUAUGGAAAGAAAAAUAAGUUUUGAUUACAUUACA